AUGGCGUCUUCUUCUUCUUCUUCUUCUUCCUCCUCAGUCCCAGCUCGUUCUGUAAUCACUUCACUUGCAAAUGCACCUGUGUAUUCAUCCAUUCACGAAGCUCUUUCUCCAGGCGAUGAAGCCGGAAGCCGAGGAGGCGCAGGCAUGGGUUCGAAACAUAAAUUGUUGGUGUCACUUGUUGCUGCUUUAGCUGUGGUGGGCAUAAUAUUACUGUUUGUUUUCUGUAUUUACUGUCACCGCAAGCUCAAGGGCCGCCGAAUUUUGAAGAAAAAUGACAACAGUUGUUUGGAUAGUGCUAGUUGUAAAAAGAGACCUGUUAGUGUAAUGGAGUACGAGACCUUAGAAUUAGCCACCGGUUGUUUUGGCGAUGGUAACAUAUUGGGAGCUGGAGGAUUUGGGUGUGUGUACAAAGCCAAGCUUGAAGGAGACUGUUUUGUUGCUGUCAAGAGACUAACUGCUGCUAUGGGGACUGCAGAUGAUCAGAGAGAAUUUCAGACUGAAGUAGAUUUAUUGAGUAAAAUUCAACAUCCGAACAUUAUUGUGUUAUUGGGGUAUAGCAUUCAUGCCGAAAGUAGGCUUCUGGUAUACGAACUGAUGCAGAAUGGAUCUCUAGAAACACAACUGCAUGGACCUUCGAGGGGAUCGGCAUUAACAUGGCAUCUAAGGAUGAAGAUUGCUCUUGAUGUAGCAAGAGGAUUAGAAUAUUUGCAUGACCACUGCCAUCCACCAGUGAUUCAUAGAGAUCUGAAAUCAUCUAAUAUUCUUCUGGAUUCCAACUUCAAUGCCAAGCUUUCGGAUUUUGGGCUUGCUGUGCUGGACGGACCGCAGAACAAGAACAAUAUCAAGCUUUCAGGAACCCUUGGUUAUUUAGCUCCUGAAUACCUUUUAGAUGGUAAGUUAACCGAUAAAAGCGAUGUGUAUGCCUUUGGGGUAGUGCUGCUGGAGCUUCUACUCGGGAGAAAGCCAAUGGAGAAACUGAGCCCAGAAGCUCAGUGCCAGUCUAUAGUCACAUGGGCCAUGCCUCAGCUUACUGAUAGAGCAAAGCUUCCUACCAUCGUAGAUCCUGUGGUUGGAAAUUCCAUGGAUUUAAAGCACUUGUACCAGGUUGCUGCUGUGGCGGUGCUAUGUGUACAGCCAGAACCGAGCUAUCGCCCGUUAAUAACGGAUAUUUUACAUUCUCUGGUGCCCCUUGUCCCUAUCGAGCUUGGUGGAACGCUCAGGACCUCAACAGCUGUGGCUACAACAACACCAUCUUCUUAA
Messenger RNA from Striga hermonthica, 1260 nucleotides. Lineage: Eukaryota; Viridiplantae; Streptophyta; Magnoliopsida; Lamiales; Orobanchaceae. The record is from the annotation of a GenBank genome assembly.